AUGCCGGGAGACGCGGGGGAGUCUGCGGCGGACGCGGCCUCGCGGGCGGGCGGCGUGGGCGCCGGAGGGCCGCCGGCUCCGGAGGCGGAGGCCGAGGCGGCCGAGCUCCUGCCCUUCCUGGCGCCCGGCGCGCGGGCGGACUUGCAGGCGGCGGCGGCGCGGCACGUGCUGGCGCUGACGGGCUCGGGGCCCGGCCGGACGCUGCUGGCCGGGCAGGCGGCGCUCCUGCGGGCGCUGGCGGCGCUGGCGGCGGCCCCCGCCCCGGCCCCGGCCCGCGACGCCGCCCGCGCCCUCGUCAACCUGGCCGCCGACCCCCGCCUCCACGAGCCGCUGCUGGCGGCCGCGCCCGCGCUGCCCGCCCGCCUGCUGGGCCGCGCGCUGGACCCGCAGUGGCCCUGGGCGGAGGAGGCGGCCGCCGCGCUGGCCAACCUCAGCCGCGAGCCGGCGCCGUGCGCCGCGCUGCUGGAGGCGCUGGCGGCCGCGGAGCCCGGGGAGGCCGGCCUGGGCCUGGAGCGGCUGGUGCGCGCGCUGUGCACGCCCGGCUACAACGCCCGCGCGCCCCUGCACUACCUGGCGCCGGUGCUCUCCAACCUCAGCCAGCGCCCCGCGGCCCGCGCCUUCCUGCUGGACCCGCACAGGUGCGUGGUCCAGCGGCUGCUGCCCCUCACCCAGGACCCAGACUCCACGGUGCGCAGGGGCGGGGUCGUGGGGACGCUGCGAAACUGCUGCUUCGAGCACCGACACCACGAAUGGUUGCUGGGUCCCGAGGUGGACAUUCUCCCCUUCUUGCUACUGCCCCUGGCCGGGCCUGAGGACUUCUCCGAGGAGGAGAUGGAGCGCCUGCCCGUGGACCUGCAGUACCUGCCGCCAGACAAGCAGCGGGAGCCUGACGCUGACAUCCGGAAGAUGCUCAUUGAGGCCAUCAUGCUGCUGACGGCCACAGCACCUGGGCGGCGGCAGGUGAGGGACCAGGGAGCCUACCUGAUCCUCCGAGAGCUGCACAGCUGGGAGCCUGAGUCUGAUGUGCGGGGGGCUUGUGAGAAACUCAUCCAGGUGCUUAUUGGGGAUGAGCCGCAGCGGGGCAUGGAGAACCUGCUGGAAGUGCAGGUGCCUGAGGAUGUGGAGCGGCAGCUGCAGGAGCUGGACCGCCGGGAGCAGGAGCAGUGCCAGCGGGAGCAGCAGGAGCAGCAGUGCCAGCAGGAGCUAUCUCCGGAGCCACGCUCGGAGGGGGCCGCACCCACCUGA
Molecule: messenger RNA, 1245 nt
Organism: Pipistrellus nathusii (Nathusius's pipistrelle)
Lineage: Eukaryota; Metazoa; Chordata; Mammalia; Chiroptera; Vespertilionidae
Source: the annotation of a GenBank genome assembly